AACACUCAAACAAAAAGUGGCUUCGUAAGUAUACCUAGGUACAAAUUUAUAGAAGAAGAAAUAACAGAGAAAUUUGGUGUGAGAAAGCGAAGAGCAGGUGGUUUGAAAGUGUUUGCUGGAGCUCCACUACCACACCCACUGUUGGAUCCUUCCUCUGCUUCUCAGACGAUACAUUUUCUCACUUCAUCUUUUUCUACUUCUAUUUUCUGCCUCCUACUAGGCGAAAUGCAGAAUUCAGAUGCAAAUCAGCUUCCUGAAGUUGAUUCGUUGCCAGAUGGGUUUGUUGAGAGUACUACAGAGCCUCUUGCUCCUGCAACUCCAACUCCUGAGCAAGAGAAGCCUCUGAAUAGUUACAAGGAUGAUGAUUCAUCCGACCUUAUUCAUUCUAAUGAACUAUCAAACGACAUUGGAGCGAAAGAGUUUCAAACCAAUCAUGACUGCUCGGUGGAGAUUUCCUCUAGUAGCUGUAUGCAGCAGAAUGAAGGUGUACAGAUUACACCUCCUGUAGCUGUAUCUGUUCCCGAGUCUCCACCAUCCAGAUGCUGCGAGGUAAAGGAGCCACAACAAGGAGAAUGCCAAAGUUCAGAUGGAUCAACUGUUGUACCUUUGGAGGCAAAAGCAUUGCCUGUAAAGAAUGUGUGUUCAUCAGAGACUGUUGAUUCUUCAAAAAACAAAAAAUCGGAAACUGGUGAAAAGCGAAAAAGUGCAAAGCGUACUCUUAAAUCAGAGAAGGAGCUUUUAGAAUUUACACUCAAUUAUCAACAAGUGUUGGCAGAAAGAGAUGCAGCUCUUGCCGUCCGAGAUAAGCUUGAGUCACUAUGUAGAGAAUUACAACGUCAAAAUAAAAUGCUGAUGGAAGAAUGCAAACGUGUAUCAACUGAGGGGCAAAAUUUAAGGUUGGACUUGUCAACCAAGUUUCAGGAUGCAAUCAAGGAUGUCAGCAAUAAACUUGAAGAACGCAAGGAUGAAUGCCUUUCUCAGCUUAAAGAGAACGACAUGUUAAGAAACAAGCUAAAGCAGCUUGCUGAACAGUAUGAACUCUCUGAGCAACAAUAUGCACAGAAGUUGAAGCAAAAGUCUUUGGAACUCCAGCUUUCUGAUUUAAAAAUUAAGCAGCACGAAGAAAAAUUGAUUCAGGAACAGUCACAGAUAAAAUUAUAUGCAGAACAAGUAUCUCAGUUAUUAGCAACUGAAAAGAGUUUAAGAUUGCAGUUGACAACUGAUGGAGAAAAAUUCCAACAAUUUCAGGAAGCAUUGUCAAAGAGCAAUGAGAUUUUUGAAACAUUCAAACAAGAGAUUGAGAAGAUGGCAAAAUCAAUCAAGGAACUCAAGAAGGAGAAUCAAUUCUUGAAGAGUAAAUCUGAGAAGUCUGAUGUUACACUCAUAGAGUUAGUUGAUGAGCGUGAGCGCUUGAAGAAACAAUUGGAGAAAACAAAAAAUCAGAAAGAAAAACUUGAAUCAUUAUGCCGGUCUCUGCAAGCAGAAAGGAAGCAAAAUUCUUCCGAGAACAAGAGCAAUAGCUCAGUUCAAACAUGAAGAGUUGGUUCCUAUUUCCUAGCAUCUAAAAAUAGAUGAUAACUUCUGGACGGAAAUGUAUUUUCUAAUACUACGUUUUACAGUGACAUGGCUUUGGUUUGACAGGGAAUUGGCAUGCAGUUACAUGAAUAUGAUUAUUUUUGCUA
Messenger RNA from Vigna angularis (adzuki bean), 1682 nucleotides. RefSeq lists its product as uncharacterized. Lineage: Eukaryota; Viridiplantae; Streptophyta; Magnoliopsida; Fabales; Fabaceae. Gene Ontology annotation, molecular function: syntaxin binding. The record is from RefSeq and is a predicted model, not a curated record. The coding region runs from base 226 to 1536 and encodes 436 amino acids. The transcript has 13 exons.